Hyalella azteca is the source of this 448-nucleotide messenger RNA. RefSeq names its product ras GTPase-activating protein-binding protein 2. NCBI's taxonomy places the organism in Eukaryota, Metazoa, Arthropoda, Malacostraca, Amphipoda, Hyalellidae. Gene Ontology annotation, molecular function: mRNA binding. The record is from RefSeq and is a predicted model, not a curated record. Gene Ontology annotation, cellular component: cytosol; ribonucleoprotein complex. The transcript is spliced from 3 exons. Bases 11 to 448 code for a protein of 145 amino acids.
UACAAAUACAAUGGUAAUGGAAGCACCAACUCCAAGCUGCGUUGGGAUGGAGUUUGUCCGACAGUAUUACACCAUCCUAAACAAAGCUCCUAACUUGCUGCACAGGUUUUAUGCCAAGAAUUCAUCAUUCAUGCAUGGAGGAGACAUCAGCAACCGUGAACCCAUUAUUGGUCAGUCUGAUAUAUACAACUACAUCAAAGAACUGAACUACAAAGAUUGUCAUGCCAAGAUCCUUCUCAUUGACUUACAGUCCACUCUGGCCAAGGGAAUUGUCAUUCAGGUGAUGGGCGAACUCUCGAAUGAUGGACUUCCCAUGCAGCGCUUCAUGCAGACGUUUGUGUUGGCACCUCAGUCAAAUAAGAAGUACUACGUGCUCAACGAUAUCUUCCGUUACCUGGACCAGGUAUGGCUCCUAACAUCAAAAAUUGUUAGUGUUAAUUUCUCUUGA